Parnassius apollo (apollo) is the source of this 243-nucleotide messenger RNA. The record is from the annotation of a GenBank genome assembly. NCBI's taxonomy places the organism in Eukaryota, Metazoa, Arthropoda, Insecta, Lepidoptera, Papilionidae.
AUGAUCGUGCGCCAGCAGGAGGAACUGCGCCAAGUCAAGGAGCAACUUCUUCUCGCGAGACUGGGAAUACUGCAGCCGUUGAUCAAUGUUCCAAACACUUACGUGGCACCCGAAGAGGUUCAACAAAAUCAACGCUUACCGACACAAGUACUAUACGACAGUUCCCAAGGCCGCACCAUACCUGGAUAUCCACAGCAACAUCCCCCACCUUCCACGGGACACCAUCAACAUUUGCCCCAGUAG